Messenger RNA from Anopheles maculipalpis, 2121 nucleotides. It is a transcript of the gene Mmp2, whose product is annotated as matrix metalloproteinase-2. Lineage: Eukaryota; Metazoa; Arthropoda; Insecta; Diptera; Culicidae. The record is from RefSeq and is a predicted model, not a curated record. Gene Ontology annotation, molecular function: metalloendopeptidase activity; zinc ion binding. The coding region runs from base 22 to 2121 and encodes 699 amino acids. Gene Ontology annotation, cellular component: extracellular matrix. The transcript has 7 exons. Gene Ontology annotation, biological process: proteolysis; extracellular matrix organization; collagen catabolic process.
CAAUCCUUCCACACAUCAUAAAUGAGGAAAUAUAGGACAGUUCGGCCAUCGGGUCCAAAAUAUUCCACCAAGUGUCUAAUGCUGCUAAAUCUAUGGAAUAUCAUGGUUCUGGUCAUCGUUGGCAAACCGGUCGGCGUGGAGCGACGAAACGACGCCAAAUUCUGGGACUACGACGAUGAAGUGCAAAACUAUUUGAUGCGUUUUGGAUACUUGGAAAAAUCUAACAUCGAAACGGGCAACCUGCGAACAAUUGAUGAGCUGCAGGUUGCGGUACGAUCGCUUCAGUCAUACGGUGGUCUCGAACCGACGGGAACAGUCGACGAAGCGACACUUGAGCUGAUGAGAAAGCCACGCUGUGGUGCACCGGACGUGUCCGAUUCGUUAGAUUUUCAGCCAUCGAACCACUUGCGACUGCCGCCGAAGCGAGUCCGCAGAUACAUCAUCCAGGGGCAGAAGUGGCAGAAUCCCAUCGUAACUUGGAGUUUGGUGAAUCAAACGAUGGUUGAUCUGGAUGCGGGACAGGUCCGAAGAAUACUGCACGAGGCGCUAGAUCUCUGGUCCCAGCACGGCAACAUCAACUUCCGCGAGGUGUACAGUACCGAUGCCGACAUACAGGUACUGUUUGCCCGCAAAUACCACGGCGACGGCUACAACUUCGAUGGACGGGGAAAGAUUCUUGCCCACGCGUUCUACCCCGGCACGGGCAUUGGAGGUGAUGCACAUUUCGAUGCCGACGAGAACUGGCUACUGAAUGAACCGCUUGAUGCAGAAGGCACGCGUCUAUUCGAUGUGGCGGUACACGAAUUUGGCCAUUCGCUCGGGCUAGGACACUCCUCCCAACAAGAUGCAAUCAUGUUUCCUUGGCAUCACAUUUCGUACCGUGGUAAGGACACAAUCCCGGAAGACGAUCGACUCGGCAUCCAAUCAAUCUACGGUCCGCGAAAGAAGAUUUACGGUAAAAAUCCGGAACGACACACACCGUCCACGACUACCACGACAACCACUACUACACCGGCACCACCACCACGACCAACCACGCGUUCAUACUAUCCUGUGAAGAACACAACGGGACACCCGUGGCAGGGUCUGUAUCCACAUGGUCGGCCUUAUACGAUUCGCCCGACAACGACCAUAACAACCACCAGACGAAGUCACCAUCGUGAGGAGGAGGAGGAGGAGGAUCGUUACCCAACGCGUCAUCAUCCGACAACGACUACCACGGCACGUCAUCGGCCACACCAUCCACAUCAUCAUCGAACGACGAUCACCUCUACAACCACCACCAGCACAACAACACGCCGACCUUACUACCAUCGACCGGUACAGAUCCAUCCGAAUCCCUGCAAUACGAGCUUCGAUGCGAUCACCAUGAUCCGCAACGAGCUGUUCAUCUUCAAGGAUCGCUGGCUGUGGCGAAUGAACGAGAACGAUCUGCAUCGUCCCAGCCCGUUCGAAAUCCAUCGUAUGUUCUUCGGUCUGCCGUCAGACUUUGAGCGUAUCGAUACGGUGUACGAGAACAAGCAUCAGAAGAUUAUCUUCUUUAUCGGCAAGCAAUACUAUCUGUUCAACUCACAAUACCUUGAACCAGGGUACCCGAAACCACUAACCGAUCUGGGACUGCCGGACAGCAUCGAACGAAUCGAUGCGGCACUCGUGUGGAGCCACAACAAUCGCACCUAUCUUUACAGUGGCCGGCUCUAUUGGAGAUUCGACGAGGACACGAAUCGCGUAGAGCUGGAUUACCCGCGCGACAUGUCUAUGUGGAAGGGUAUCGGGUACAACAUCGAUUCCGCCUUCCAGUAUCGUGACGGCAAAACCUACUUCUUCAAGGGACUCGGCUUCUGGCGAUUCAACGACAUGCGGAUGAGUAUCGCGCACCAGUUCCAAAAGUCGUCCGCCACGGAAUGGAUGAAGUGCAAGCACGAGCGCCAGGUGCUUAACGACUUGGACGUGGACAACGAGACACCGCCCGAUGAGCCGACGGUAGUACACAAGUCCGCAAUCGGUACGAGCCGAGCAGCGACCAGUUGGAGGAGUGAUGCCGACAGCCGGACACAACUGCUGCUGGCGUGCACGCUGCUAACGAUGGUGCUGACAUUCUUCUCCAAACAGUACGCUUAA